Molecule: messenger RNA, 504 nt
Organism: Prunus armeniaca (apricot)
Lineage: Eukaryota; Viridiplantae; Streptophyta; Magnoliopsida; Rosales; Rosaceae
Source: the annotation of a GenBank genome assembly
AUGGGAUCAGAGCAGGCGGCAGAGAGAGCAUGGGGUAAGGAGUGCGGGUUGGUUGGAGAGUACAUGGGUUUUGUGGCAGGACCAAAGGGGAUGAUGGACUUGAGGCUUUUAAAAUUUUGGGAAGGGUUUGGUGUAUCUGGAGAAUUAGGGAAGAGAGAUGGGUCAAGAGGGGAAGAAGGAGGAGUGGACGAAUCAGGAGGGGAAGAGGGGGGUGUUGACUCGGGUGAUGGGUUUGUGGUGUUCGUGAUUGAUGCUGAGGUCGUAGGCGACGAGGGAGACAGAGGCGACGGCAAGGGGUUUGGGGAGUGGGAGAACGAUGAAAGAAUGGCGUCUGUUGGAGCAGGGGAGAAAGGUUGUGUUGGGUCAGAUUGUGUGGGAUCAGAUGGGGGUGGGCUGGCAGACAGGUUGACUGAUGGAGAGUCAAGAACAAUGGGAGCAGGUUGGGCUGGACUUGUAGAAGUGUUGAUUUGUGAAGAGUCCAGGCUGGGCCCAAUAUCAAAUUGA